Hyaloscypha bicolor E is the source of this 1515-nucleotide messenger RNA. Its product is annotated as DUF1479-domain-containing protein. The record is from RefSeq and is a predicted model, not a curated record. The transcript has 3 exons. Bases 1 to 1515 code for a protein of 504 amino acids. NCBI's taxonomy places the organism in Eukaryota, Fungi, Ascomycota, Leotiomycetes, Helotiales, Hyaloscyphaceae.
AUGUUCGCGAUAACGAAAUCGUCUUUACAAUCAACAGCAACAAGCUGUCUCUCAAAAACCCCAAUUCUCGUUCGACAACUUGGAACUCACGCCCAAGCCACCCGAAAAGAAGGAGACAUCUCCUCCGUCUUCAUGUCACUCUCGGGAGUCACUCCGGAACCACUACCGCAACGGUUCGCAGAUAUAAAACGCCAAUUGAUCCAAGGGAAUGAAGGUGCUGUCGCUACUAGCUGGAAGCGGUUACUCGAGCAAUUGGCAGUAGAAAACGAGAUAGUGAAGCAACGAGGCCCAGACAUCAUCCCACAGAUCCAAUUCAAGGACCUCCAAAACCCAUCCCAGGAAUUCAUCACAGAUAUAAAGAAACGAGGUGUAGCAGUUAUUCGAGGUGUCGUUCCGGAAAAUGAAGCGCGGGGGUAUAAGAAUGAAGUCGAGGAAUAUGUGAAGUUGAAUCCCUGGACGAAAGCAUUCCCCAGCAACGACCCCCAAGUCUUCGAGCUCUACUGGUCACCACCCCAAGUCCGCGCCAGAGCCCACCCAAACCUGCUUUCCGCCCAAACAUCACUCAUGAACAUCUGGCACUCCACCAACAAGAACGCCUUAAUCUCCACCUCCCAACCCCUCGCCUACGCCGACCGCGUCCGCAUUCGGAAGCCAGGGGACAGCCAGUUCGCACUAGGACCGCACGUCGACGGCGGGAGCGUCGAGCGCUGGGAGCCAAACGGCUAUGGCUUGGGCGGGGUGUACGACAAGAUCUGGCAGGGGAGGUGGGAAGAGUUUGAUCCGUGGGAGUCUGGCUCGCGAGUCCCAGUUGUGAGCGACAACUACCAAGGCUCGGGAUCUUGCUCCAUGUUCAGGAUGUUCCAGGGCUGGCUGGGACUCUCGCAUACGGCUCCCAAUGAAGGGACGCUGAUGGUGAACCCGCUGCUGCAGCUUGCGACUGCCUAUUUCUUGCUACGGCCGUUCUUCGAGCCUGUCAACCCCUUCGGCUCUGGACGGAAGGAGUAUUUGCAAGCCGGGAAUUGGAAAUUGAAGGUUGGAGAGGAGAUUUCUACGGCGCUGCAUGGAGCGAGUCCUGGCCACGGACAAGAGCUCAACGAUGCAUUGCAUCCGCACCUUGAUCUCAGUUCUUCUAUGGUCCAUGUUCCUAAGAUCACGCCUGGGGAUUAUGUGGUUUGGCAUUGUGAUACUAUCCACGCCGUGGACAAGACACACGCAGGGAAAGGGGAUUCGAGUGUGAUGUAUAUCCCAGUGUGUCCUACAACAGAAGCCAACGCAGAAUACCUUGCACGACAGCGAGAUACCUUCCUUGAAGGUUACCCGGGCCCAGACUUUCCAGGUGGAAAAGGAGAAUCUGAACAUGCUGGGAGGCCCGGUGCAGAUGUUGUUGCACAAAACGGGGGUGAUCAGGCGCUGAGAUCAAUGGGUCUGUCGAAAUUGAGAAAGAUGGAUUGGGAAAAGGGGACUGAUGCCGAGAAGGUCAUUCAGAAGGCUAAUCAGGUGCUGGGAUUUGCAUAG